AGGCCUAAGCGCAGACGCACUGAGCUCAAGCAGCCAGUGAUGGCGGCAGCGGCGGUGCUGUCUGCGGCGAGUCCGGGCCCAUGAGGCGACGACGGAGGCGGGACGGCUUCUACCCAGCGCCGGACUUCCGAGACAGGGAAGCUGAGGACAUGGCAGGAGUGUUUGACAUAGACCUGGACCAGCCAGAGGACGCGGGCUCUGAGGAUGAGCUGGAGGAGGGGGGUCAGUUAAAUGAAAGCAUGGACCAUGGGGGAGUUGGACCAUAUGAACUUGGCAUGGAACAUUGUGAGAAAUUUGAAAUCUCAGAAACUAGUGUGAACAGAGGGCCAGAAAAAAUCAGACCAGAAUGUUUUGAGCUACUUCGGGUACUUGGUAAAGGGGGCUAUGGAAAGGUUUUUCAAGUACGAAAAGUAACAGGAGCAAAUACUGGAAAAAUAUUUGCCAUGAAGGUGCUUAAAAAGGCAAUGAUAGUAAGAAAUGCUAAAGAUACAGCUCAUACAAAAGCAGAACGGAAUAUUCUGGAGGAAGUAAAGCAUCCCUUCAUUGUGGAUUUAAUUUAUGCCUUUCAGACCGGUGGAAAACUCUACCUCAUCCUUGAGUAUCUCAGCGGAGGAGAAUUAUUUAUGCAGUUAGAAAGAGAGGGAAUAUUUAUGGAAGACACAGCCUGCUUUUACUUGGCAGAAAUUUCCAUGGCUUUGGGGCAUUUACAUCAAAAGGGGAUCAUCUACAGAGACCUGAAGCCGGAGAAUAUCAUGCUUAAUCACCAAGGUCAUGUGAAACUAACAGACUUUGGACUAUGCAAAGAAUCUAUUCAUGAUGGAACAGUCACACACACAUUUUGUGGAACAAUAGAAUACAUGGCCCCUGAAAUCUUGAUGAGAAGUGGCCACAAUCGUGCUGUGGAUUGGUGGAGUCUGGGAGCAUUAAUGUAUGACAUGCUGACUGGAGCACCACCGUUCACUGGGGAGAAUAGAAAGAAAACAAUUGACAAAAUCCUCAAAUGUAAACUCAAUUUGCCUCCCUACCUCACACAAGAAGCCAGAGACCUGCUUAAAAAGCUGCUGAAAAGAAAUGCUGCUUCUCGUCUGGGAGCUGGUCCUGGGGAUGCUGGAGAAGUUCAAGCUCAUCCAUUCUUCAGACAUAUUAACUGGGAAGAAUUGCUGGCUCGGAAGGUGGAGCCCCCCUUUAAACCUCUGUUGCAAUCGGAAGAGGAUGUGAGUCAGUUUGAUUCCAAGUUUACACGUCAGACACCUGUUGACAGCCCAGAUGACUCGACUCUCAGUGAAAGUGCCAACCAGGUCUUUCUGUCCACUACUACUAUCUUUCAGGGUUUUACAUAUGUGGCUCCAUCUGUACUUGAAAGUGUGAAAGAAAAGUUUUCCUUUGAACCAAAAAUCCGAUCACCGCGAAGAUUUAUUGGCAGCCCACGAACACCUGUCAGCCCAGUCAAAUUUUCUCCUGGGGAUUUCUGGGGAAGAGGUGCUUCAGCCAGCACAGCAAAUCCUCAGACGCCGGUGGAAUACCCAAUGGAAACAAGUGGGAUAGAGCAGAUGGAUGUGACAAUGAGUGGGGAAGCUUCAGCCCCACUUCCAAUACGACAGCCGAACUCUGGGCCAUACAAAAAACAAGCUUUUCCCAUGAUCUCCAAACGACCAGAGCACCUGCGUAUGAAUCUAUGACAAAGCAAUGCUUUUAACGAAUUUAAGGCAAAAAAAGGUGGGAAGAUGAUUUAUGAUUAUCCUUCAGGGUGAAACAAGAAGACUGAAAAUGACAGUCUCGAAGAGUCAAUGUCGUUACAUAGAACACUUUGGACAGAGGAAAAAUAAACCUGGAUUUUUAAAAAUCAAUCAAUGGUGCAAAAAAAAUAAUUUAAGCAAAAUAGUAUUGCAGAACUCCGAGGCACAUCAAUUAAUUGAUUCCUAGCAACAUCUUCUCAACAUUAUCAAGGAUUUUCACGUUGAUGGCUCAAAACUGACAGUAUUAAGGAUAGGAUGUUGCUUUUGAAUCACUGUUGAGUUCUGAUUUGUGUCAAGGAGGGUUAUCCUUUCACUAGGCAAAGUACGAAAUUGCCUGUCAUACUUGCAACCAAGGACAAAUUAGCAUGCAAGCUUGGUCAAACUUUCCAGCAACAUGGACUCAAAGACAAACUUAUCAAUUGAUGUUUUAUGUGCAAACAACUCGAAUCUUUUUUUUUAUAUAAAUAUAUAUUUUUCAAAUAGACUUUUGAUUCAGCUCAUCAUGGAAAACAUCCCAAACUUCAAAUCCGAAAUUUUUGGUUGGUGUGAAGAAAGCUAGACAAGUUCUGUUUCUUCUCUUGGUGAAAUAAUAAAAAUGCAAAUGAAUCAUUGUUAACCACAGCUGUGGCUCGUUUGAGGGAUUGGGGUGGACCUGAGGUUUAUUUUCAGUAAUCCAGCUGCAACACCUAUCUGUAAUACUAGAGGAAAAAAAUUAAUUCUAUUGGCAGUACUGUUAUGAGCUAAGCUUAACUGGAAGCCUUGGAACGGGCGUACGUUGUAUGUCCUACAUGUCAUCCUUGUCCUGGGCCUGCGUUGCACUUGGAAACAUAUUACCACCUGUUCUUAUACCAGUGUUUGGUUCAAGACACCAAAUGUUUCAGCCUAUGGCUGAAGGAGGUCAGAAGAGAGUCAGGAUAAAAUGUGUACUGAGGGCGACAAAGUGAGGAAAAUGGGGAGAUUCAGGGAAGAGGGUGUUGCCAUCGUCCACUCUCUGUCUAAUCUCUUCACAGCAAAUUGGUAAGGUUGUAAGUUUUACUUUUUACUGUUUUUGUUGUCUACCCUCCUUACAUUUUUCCCCUCAACCGUUUUCAAAGGAAAAAGGUUAUUUUCUCCUAUACUGGGGCUACAUUUUUUUUAUUGUAAAAAUAUUUGAUGGCCUUGUGAUGAAUGUCUUCCACGGUGAAUAAGAAAACUUAGUGGCUUACUUUAGGAAAUAUGCUAACAAGACACUAUGUUUUUGAAAUUGUAACAAAAUAUACAUAAGUGAUUUACUGGUACAAAGAAUGAAAAUAAAGGUAACUUUACCCUUUUUAAAUACUUCCUGCCUUAAAGAGAGCAUUUCCAUGAUUUUAGCUGGUGAAAGGGUUUAAUAUCUGCAGAGCUUUAUAAAAAUAUAUUUCAGUGCAUACUGGUAUUAUAGAUGAUCAUGCAGUUGCAGUUGAGUCUUAUCACCCUUUUUUUGUCUUUUAUAAUGUCUUAGUCUGAGUGUGCAAAUUCAAUUUGUAAUACUUUGCAACCCUAUGAUUCUUUUUUAAAUAGAUGCUGCUUGCUAUGUUCUCCAAACCUUUUUGAGCCAUAGGAUCCAAGCCAUAAAAUUCUUUAUGCAUGUUGAAUUCAGUUAGAAAAGAGCAAAGCUUUGCUUAUUUAAAUGACAAUUCAAGUGAGAUGAGAUGAUUUUGCUUAAUGGCAUUAAGCCAAAACAGAUCCAUGAAAAAAUGAUUGGAAAUAUACUUUUUCAAUUGUGGCAAUAAAUGAAAGAAUUGAUAUAGUUCAUAUUUGAAUAGAAAGCUGUUUGUUGGUUUUUAAAUCACUCCCUGUAAUCCCCCCUUUCCCAUUAUUGCAGUAACUUACUGAGUACUUCAUAACUGUAGCUAAUAAAUUAGAAGAUGCAAAUAAUGAUAAGGCAGAAAUUGUAUUUAAAGUGCAGAUAUUCUCUGACAGUUUAUGAUAUCUGGAAAAACAGAUCCCAAAAAGCUGUGGUGAUAUGUAGAGACUCUAUUUCAGACAGUGUAUGGCUUAUAAUACUUUGAUAUUUGUUUUCAAAUAUAUUUACUAACUGUAGUGUUGACUGCCUGACCAAAUUCCAGGAAAAUCUUUACACCAAAAUACUCCUCCUCAGUCCUACUUGCUACUAACAUAUGCACUGUGAUAGGCUGGCUAUAAACACCCCAUAGUUAAAACCAUUUUCAUAAUUAGUAUUGCCAGCAAUAGUGGCAACCUGCAACUUUUCUGCAUAAAAAACAUUAAUUGCACAUCUACCAUCUAUACAAAUACAAUUUUCCAAGUUAACAUAUAGGAAAAUUAAUUUCCUAUGCUGUGGCAGGUUUAUUGAGAAAUUGUUUCAUUAAAAGGAUAUCCCUGCUAAGACUGUGAAAAUAUGUCAAGUGCCACAUUAGUGUCACAGACGGAAAGCACACACCUAUGCAAUAUGGCUUACCCUAUAUUUAUUUGUAAAAAUCCAAGCAUAGUUUAAAAUAUAUGAUGUCAAUAUUACUAGUCUUGAAUUUUUAAGCGGGUUCUUUAUGAUUCUUCCAGGUAAGUGUAUAAAAGAGAUUAAGUGCUUUUUUUGUUUCAUCACCUGAUUAUUUUCUUUAAAGUCAGCUAUUACAGGAUAUUUUUUUAAUUUUAUAUACAUGCUGUUUUUUAAUUCAAAUAGUCACUGAGAACUGAUGUUUACUAAUUCUGAUUUUAUAAGGUUUGUAGCAUUACAGAAUAAACUGGGAUUUAUAAACCUGCUGUGAUUAACAAUGUAAAGUAUUGAUUAUUGAACUUGAACCAGAUUUUUUAGAAAAUUACAUUCUUUUCCCUUUAUGGUCUUAACUACUUUGAAUCCUUCAAGAAGGAUUUUUCCAUGCUGUUUUGUGGGUUUUUUUUGUUUUUGUUUUUUGAGAUAGAAGAUAAUGAGGGUGGGGUGGGGGAAUAAUGCAUGUACGAUGCUCCAUAAAUUCAACAUUCUUUAAGUAAUAAAUGAUUAUAAAGAAGAUGUAUCUUCAAUAGUGUUAAUAUACUGAGCCUUGGAUUUUUAUAUUUAAUAUAGGACCUAACUAUUUUGGUAACUUAGUCAUAUGAUUCCUAGCUUACAAGGGCUUGAUCUAAGAUAAUUCCCAUGAAAAAUGUUGAAUUUAUGAAAAAUGGAUUUCGAGACUUUGAAAAUGGUUCAUUUCUCAAAUAUCAUCAGUGUCCAAACAUUUACCUUUUUUCAUAGGCGUAGACACUAGGCAAGCUGGAAAAACCAAUCAUAAAAGUAUUUGUCACACCGUGUCCUGUAGUCUGUUGCUGAUUAAUAUUAAACUUUUAUUGUGUGAUUCUUAAUUUACCACUAGCACAAGUAUUAUCUCAGUGGAUUAUCUGAAGUAAUAGCUGAAAGAUGGGUUCAUCUGUGUUUGCUCUUUAAACUAUUAUUUUUUUUCCAAGUUGGCUUUGCAUCUAUCAGAGUAAAUAAAUUCUUCAGCUGCCUUAUUAGGAGUGCUAUGAGGGUAACACCUUUUCUGCUUUUCAUCUUGUAUUUAGUUUACUGUAUUAAGUAUUUGAUUUCAGAAUGAAUGAAUGUAAAUAGAAAUUAAAUGCAAAUUUGAAU
Messenger RNA from Pipistrellus kuhlii (Kuhl's pipistrelle), 5313 nucleotides. It is a transcript of the gene RPS6KB1, whose product is annotated as ribosomal protein S6 kinase B1. The record is from RefSeq and is a predicted model, not a curated record. Lineage: Eukaryota; Metazoa; Chordata; Mammalia; Chiroptera; Vespertilionidae. Gene Ontology annotation, molecular function: protein serine/threonine kinase activity; ATP binding. Gene Ontology annotation, biological process: cellular response to insulin stimulus; protein phosphorylation; signal transduction. The transcript is spliced from 15 exons. Bases 81 to 1679 code for a protein of 532 amino acids.